Molecule: messenger RNA, 768 nt
Organism: Acanthosepion pharaonis
Lineage: Eukaryota; Metazoa; Mollusca; Cephalopoda; Sepiida; Sepiidae
Source: the annotation of a GenBank genome assembly
AUGUCCAGGAUUCUGUUAUUGUUACUUUUGCUCUUCAUUCCGUUUUUUCCUCUUUUUUUCUUUUUCUUUUUCAAUUUUUCUUCAAUUUUAUUUCCCUCUUCUUCUUUUUCUUUACUUCAUCCCUUUUCUUCUUCUUUCCUUUCUUCUUCAUUUCAUUUUCUUCUUUUCUUAAAUUCUUCCUCCUCGUUUUCUUUUUUUUUAUUUUCUUUCUUCUUUGCCUUUUUUCUCUUUUUCCUUUUUUCUUCUUUUCACUUUUUUUUUAUCUUUCUAUUUUUUCUUCUUCCUCUCCUUAUUUUCAUCAUACUAUUUUUUCCCGGUUUUCUUCAUAUCUUUUCUCUCUUUUUUUCUUCUUCUUCUUUUCUUUUUAAUUUGUCUUCUGUUUUUAUCGUCGUUCUUUCUUUUUUUUUUCUUCUUUUCUCUCUUUCCUUCCUUUUUCUUCUCUUCGUCUCUUAUUUCUUCGCCCUCAUCUUUUCUCCUUUUUCUAACAUUUUUUAUUCUUUUCUUUUUUCGUCCUGUUCUUCUCUUUUUAAUGUUGAAAGUUUCUUUUUCCUUCUUUCUUUCUAUCCUUCUUUUCCUGUCAUCCAUUCUCCUCCUUAUUCUAAUGCCCACUUGUCCAAUAUUCUUUCUCGCUUUCUUUUAUUUAUCUAUUUUAUAUCAAUCUCCUUCAAUCAUUGCUCUUCAAUUCUUCCCUUGUCUUUGAUUUUUUUUUUCUGGUAUUCUUCCUGUGAAGAAACUGCAAUCCAAUCGCUUCUUCUUCAGUCCACCUGA